Molecule: messenger RNA, 2154 nt
Organism: Blepharisma stoltei
Lineage: Eukaryota; Ciliophora; Heterotrichea; Heterotrichida; Blepharismidae
Source: the annotation of a GenBank genome assembly
AUGGAAGAAGAAGAGUGCAAACAUAUUGUAAGAGAAACACAUGAAGUCAAAAGAGGCCUAGACGAAGAUGGAAAUGCAACCGUAAACCAAUACUCUCUAAUUAAAAAUUUAGGAGAAGGUGCCUUUGGAAAGGUCAAAUUAUGCAAAUAUGAAAAUAAUUUAUACGCUGUGAAAAUUUAUAAUAAAGCGCUGCUUCGGAGAAAGCGCGAUUUUCACAGAAACCAAAACGGCGAAAUGACAGCAACAAGUGCAAUGCAAGACGUUGCAAGAGAAAUCGCUAUGAUGAAGAAAUUUAAUCAUAUCAAUGCUGUAAAAUUGCAUGAAGUAAUUGAUGAUGACGAGAGAGAUAAGCUGUAUAUGGUCCUUGAUUAUUGUGGAAAAGGAGCAAUUAUGGAAUGAAACCCUGACACGAGCUCAUUUUAUUUUCCUUGAAACCCUUCAGGAGUUCUUAAUCCCACCUUUAAGGGUGGAAGAGAAGUUUUUUUUUGAAAAAUUUUUAUAUUAAAACUAUAUACAGCUUCCUUUUAAGAUUUACAUUAAGAGCUUUUUUGGGCUUUGGACCUGAAAUACCAGUAUCUUACUUACUUACUUAAUUAAUUAUCUGGUUUUUAAGGUGUCUAGUGCCGCAGCCCAAAAGGGCCUAUGGCAAAACUAGUGACGUAGGCGAGCCAUCUUGGAACAGGUCAGCCCUGGCCAAGCCUUUUAUCAACUCCUGCUUCACCAGCUUGCUGCACGUCUCACCCGGCGCGAUGCCGUCGCCCUUGUCUCGACUCAGCUCCUGCGCGUGUUCCGCCUAAGGGUCAUCUUCCCGUUGAGAUGUGCUGAGAGGUAAAACCCCGAAAUCUUGAGAGGACUGAGGAGCAGUUCCUCUGGUUAUCCCCAGAGUUAAACCGCUAUUGCUGUCCAGAAGUUCUCGAGUGAAAACCUAACCCCAUAAAUAAAAUGGCAUUCGGUUCGAGAGAAAUUAGCUCUGCUAAUUUUCUCUCCCUCAUGGAAUUUUAUUUAUGAAAUGCCAGUUCAAUAAAAAAUGUAACGUUAUAAGUUCGACAAACCAAAUCGUUUUUAACAGGCUUUCCAACCGCCAAAUAACAGUGGUACUAUAUGUGAUAAUUCAAAAAUUAACCUAAAAUACAAAAUGGCGAAGGAAUAUCUAAAACGAGUUAUAAUUUUUUUAAAUUUUAGAAAUACAAAUUUGAAAAAUAUUUAAAACAAAAAUCUUAUGGCAGUCAAGCAAAGAUCUCGCUAUAGCAAUUAUUAAUUAUAUAUAAAAAUAAUAAUAUUAUUUUAGAAAAUCUUUUGCUCACUUAAAAGGGAUUAAUUUUCCAAAAAUAUAGGAGAGUUAGAGAACAGCAGCUUCGGAAAUUUUUUAGAGACAUGGUUUGUGGAUUGGAAUAUUUGCACUCUCACAAUAUUGUCCAUAGAGAUAUAAAACCUCAAAAUAUUUUGCUUACAGAUGAAUGGAAUGUUAAAAUCGGAGACUUUGGACAAGCUCAAAUUUUUGGAGAUUCAGAUAGACAAAGCAAAACUAUUGGGACUUAUCAAUUUUUCCCUCCAGAAUGCUGCUCUGCGGAGUCGGAAGAUUUUUCUGGGAAAGCUGCAGAUAUUUGGGCUUUAGGUCUUACAUUAUAUGCGCUAGUAUAUAAAAAACUUCCAUAUACAGCUGAUUCUUUAGCUGGAAUUUUUGAAGCAAUUCAGAAUUUCCAAUUGGAAUUUGAUCCAAGUAUGCCGAUUUCAGCUGAAUUGAGAUACUUAAUUGGAAGGCUUCUCGACAAGAAUCCGGAAACAAGGAUAAAAAUGUUUGAAAUACUGCAAAAUCAUUGGAUAAACAUGGACUGUAAUCCACUUUGUCCAACAGUGGCAGCUAUGAGUGAGCCAACUGACGAAGAAAUAUGUGUAGCAUUAAAACCGAUACGAAGCGUUGUUUUUGCAGUAAUUGCUAUUUAGAAAUUAUACGGAAGAAAAUGGAAACUGACUCAUCUUAUAUAUUUAAAAUUUAAUCAGAUUUAUUUUAUUAAGUUUUAAUAAUUUUUUAUGAAAGUAGAAUAUAAUUUCAGGGAAUUUAGAUAAAAUAUAUACAUAAGUCAUUCAAGAAAACAAUUUAUAGCAUUUCGUUAAUACGUAGGAGUAAGGGCCAAAAAUAAAAGCAAAGAAUAA